UGCUAUUGAAGCAAAUCUUGAAGGCUUGACAUUAAGUUCUGUUGGUCUAACAUCACGGUCAAUUGAUAUGCUUUGUCAAGGAUUACCAAAAUGUGUUCAUUUGAAUCUGUUGGAUUUAUCAUGGAAUAAAAUAAAUAAGCAAAGUUUUGAAAUAUUAGUUGAUACAAUUAAUCAUUUACCAUUGUUGAUUUACUUAUCUUUGUCUAAUUGUGGUAUUCGAGAUUCAUAUGGUCGACCGAUUGGUGAAAUAUGUCGCCAUAAAAGAUUAAUGGAUAUUAAUUUAACUGGAAAUGAAUUUGAAGAAAUGGCAUGUAUAUUUAUUGGAAAUGCACUGACAGACAAUAUGAGUUUAAAAGAUUUAAAUAUAAGUUGGAAUUUUAUUCGAAGUUAUGCUACCAUUGCUUUAUUACGAGGAUUUGAAACGAAUAGAACUCUGACAAAUUUUGACAUAUCAUGGAGUAACCUUGGCUACGAUGGAAGUGUUGCUCUUCGUCGAGUGCUAAUUGCAAACACUGGAUACGGAGUAUUAUAG
Molecule: messenger RNA, 532 nt
Organism: Rotaria socialis
Lineage: Eukaryota; Metazoa; Rotifera; Eurotatoria; Philodinida; Philodinidae
Source: the annotation of a GenBank genome assembly